Ostrea edulis (European flat oyster) is the source of this 739-nucleotide messenger RNA. RefSeq lists its product as uncharacterized. The record is from RefSeq and is a predicted model, not a curated record. NCBI's taxonomy places the organism in Eukaryota, Metazoa, Mollusca, Bivalvia, Ostreida, Ostreidae. Bases 99 to 521 code for a protein of 140 amino acids. The transcript is spliced from 3 exons.
ACAGAGCGCCGAAAUUUCGAGCAACCUAAAACUAAAAGUCAAACUAUCACACGGUACAUUUUGACGACGCUCUACGAGGAUAAACUCGACCUAAAGACAUGGCGACAGCAGUUGAUGUAGUAUACCGUAUCUUGUCGUGGAUUGUGACGGCCAUGUUUCUGAUGAGCAGCCUUAUAAAGGUCUCCCCUGCUCUCUUCCCAGAGAUGAACGCAGAAAUGGCUAAAACGUUUGUGCCUAUGGUGAGAGUGUGUCCUACCGCCUGGUUUGGAUAUGUCCCCCCUGUCUACAUCUACAUGGUAACCAUCGGUGCCUGGGAACUAUUUUGCGUCGGCGGAUUGUUCAUUAAGGCACUGCAGAAGACAGCUUACGGAAUUCUGACAGUGAUAAUGAUUGGAGCCGUUUACACACACAUUGCGAUUGGGGACUACAAAGGGGUCCCCGUCCCGCUCUUUUUGUUAGUGGCUUGUUCCCUGUUGUUUUCAAGAUCCUCAAACCAGUCGGUGAAAUUGAAAACAAAUUGAGGAAGACUAGUUUGAAUGCAAGAUGAUGUGUUAAAGACUCACCGCUUAUCCACAUCAUGGUACCUAUGUACAGGAAGAUCUAAAUACCUCAAAUCCCUCAAGGAGGAAGUAUUUGCAAAUGUUCGCGUCCAGUCCUUCUGUAUGUGCCAUGUUAUAUAUAAUGGCGAAAAUGUCACUGGACCAUAUAUCACAGAUAUAAAAUGAAUAUACUAACGAAA